UUUAAAUUUCUCUAUACAAACUUGAUGUGCGGAGCAGGCUCAAACUUUUUUCCUGCCAUUUGAAAUUUAGAGACACAAGCUCUUUUGUAUUUGCAUAAAUUUUUUCUUCCACUUUCUCUCAUACGUGCUAUCACUUUCUCGAGAAAAAAAUUUCUAAACUUUGUUCAAUUCAACAUGGAAGAUUGGUCCGGAAUCCCGAAAGAACUUCUAGAGUUAAUAGCUAAACGCCUAGAUACCGACUUAGAUGUCUCCCGCUUUCGGUCCGUCUGCUCCACGUGGCGAUCCUCCGUUUCACCGAAACGCCGCCCUUUCUCCGCCCGUUUUCUGUUGCUUCCGGACUACUACACUAAUAUUUCCACUAGCUCCUUCGGGUUCCACCUCUCGAAACGCACCAUUUUUCUUGUCAAAUCACCGCAAAUGGCGACCAGUUGGCUCAUCAAAAUCGAAGAAGACACGCUUAAGAGAAAACGAUUGAUAUAUCCUCUGAAGCGACGCCGUGUUGACUUCAGAAAAGGUAGUAGACAUUCACAAUCUUAAUAUCGUGAAAUCGGACAUGAAUAUGUUCUAAAUUACAUAAAUUGCCCGCCAAGUUCCUAUUUUAUGAACGAAUUAUGUACUUUAUACAUGGAGAAGGUUGUUUUGAUGUAUUUAGGUGAAUGUGAAAGCGAUUCCGAUAUUUUCGUGCUGCUUAGCAUUCAUGUUUCUGGUAAAUUAGCAAUGUUUAAAAGUGGGCAUAAUAAAUGGACAAUAUUACAACACGUGCUGCCAUUCGAGGAUGUGAUAGUGUAUAAAGGGAGAUUUUACGCGGUUGAUAAUACGGGGAGUACUUUUUUUAUUGAUUGUUCGUGUGGUGGUAUGAAUUUAGUUGGAAAUCCUGUGUUUGGUGGUGAUAAGAAGUAUUUGGUUGUGUGUAAGGGUGAUUUGUUGUUGAUUGAUAUGCAUCUAAGCAUUGACGAUGCCACAUUUGAUCCAAAUUUGGAUUGGGAGCAACAACUUGCGGAUUGGGAGCAACAACUUGCGUAUUUUGUGUGGGAGAGGACAGUGAUGUUUAAGGUUUAUAAGUUGGAUGAGGAGAGGAAGAAAUGGGAUGAGGUGAACAAUUUGAAGGAUGAUGUACUGUUUUUGGGUGAAAAUUGUGUUUUUUCACUGUCUGUGGACGAGCUUAGUGUCAGUAGAGGGAAUUGCAUACUUUUUGUUGAUAAUGUCCAUAGUUUGAGUAAGGAUGGGGCAGAUGAUGAUGUUCAUCUUGGUGUAGGUGUAUUUGAUUUAGAGAGUGGUUGUAUUAAGCCGUUAGGAAAUUACCAUGAACUUUCCAAGCUGUUUUGGCCAGCUCCUGGUUGGAUUGCUUCAAGGACAAUGGAAGUUCAAAAUCAAGCAGUUGUACUUAACAUAAUUAGAUAAUUUGAAAUUUACAAUGUUCAGAAGACAAACUUUGCAUCUUUACAGAAGUCGUAUUUCCAUCGGGAUUCCUUAAUUGUCUGAAAAUAUAAACAGCUGCUCAUGACCGAAUGAAGUUUCCAACAAGUUGGAGUCCUUGUAGUGAAUGAGUGCUGUUCGUUCUCCUCAAACGCCCUGGCUUCAAGUUACUUGUUUCUGCCAAGGAUAUACCAGAAGUUAAAUAAGCACUUUCCUUCUCUGUGAAUACUAGGUUCAAUUUCGCUUUCCUUACCACCGAUGAAACAUAAGUGCAAAUAUAUCUGAACCCCUCAGCAUAUUAAGUGCAUUGGUGAUCUUUUUUCUCUCAAUUUGAACAAGGGGCCCGGGAUAGCUUAUCAAUA
Molecule: messenger RNA, 1778 nt
Organism: Mangifera indica (mango)
Lineage: Eukaryota; Viridiplantae; Streptophyta; Magnoliopsida; Sapindales; Anacardiaceae
Product: F-box protein SKIP23-like
Molecular function (GO): protein binding
Source: RefSeq, a predicted model, not a curated record